AUGGAUAACGAGGGAUUUCUCUACGUUCCUGCCAGUGAGCAGCAUGAAGUUCGACGAUGGCGAGUGGGAGAAACGAAUGGAAUUGUGGUGGCAGGUGGAAAUGGGCGAGGUGAUCGUCUUGAUCAACUCAAUUCUCCUGCUUUCACCUUCGUCGAUCAACAUCAUUCAGUAUUCGUAGCAGACAAAAACAAUCAUCGUGUGAUGAAGUGGAUGAAAGGUAUGAGCGAAGGCAUUAUCGUGGCUGGUGGCCAAGGGGAAGGAGAUGCUCUAACACAAUUAGACUAUCCCGAAGGAGUGAUCGUCGAUCAAUUGGGCACUGUCUAUGUGGCGGAUUGUAACAAUCAUCGUAUUAUGCGCUGGAAGAAAGGAGACACACAAGGAAGUAUUGUUGUUGGUGGAAACGGUCACGGGAAUCAAACAAACCAACUCUAUUAUCCUACGAGUUUGUCAUUCGAUCAACAGGGUAAUCUCUAUGUUGUCGAUGACUGGAAUCAACGAGUGCAAAAAUUCUUAAUUGAAGAGUCGUCUCGUAAUUAA
Adineta steineri is the source of this 537-nucleotide messenger RNA. NCBI's taxonomy places the organism in Eukaryota, Metazoa, Rotifera, Eurotatoria, Adinetida, Adinetidae. The record is from the annotation of a GenBank genome assembly.